Messenger RNA from Diprion similis, 1877 nucleotides. RefSeq names its product T-complex protein 1 subunit zeta (gene CCT6). The transcript has 7 exons. The record is from RefSeq and is a predicted model, not a curated record. Gene Ontology annotation, biological process: protein folding. Gene Ontology annotation, molecular function: ATP-dependent protein folding chaperone; ATP binding; ATP hydrolysis activity. Gene Ontology annotation, cellular component: chaperonin-containing T-complex. Lineage: Eukaryota; Metazoa; Arthropoda; Insecta; Hymenoptera; Diprionidae. The coding region runs from base 96 to 1691 and encodes 531 amino acids.
UUCCGAUCUAAAAGGCACUGCAGUUGUUUCUCGAAGCGGGUGUAUUCGCGGCGUUACAAUCAUCUCACGUUAUUUAUUAUAAGAAUAAUAAAGAAAUGGCAGCGAUUAGUCUCCUAAACCCGAAAGCUGAGUUUGCACGAGCGGCUCAAGCUCUGGCUGUCAAUAUAUCGGCAGCAAAAGGCAUCCAAGAUGUGAUGAGAACAAACCUCGGUCCGAAAGGGACUAUGAAGAUGUUGGUGUCCGGAGCAGGAGAUAUUAAAAUCACAAAAGAUGGGAAUGUCCUCCUGCACGAAAUGCAAAUCCAGCAUCCAACGGCGUCUCUGAUUGCCCGUGCGUCGACGGCACAAGAUGACAUGACCGGCGAUGGAACGACAAGUACCGUUCUGGUGAUUGGAGAGCUUAUGAAACAAGCCGAUCUCUACAUCUCCGAAGGACUCCACCCCAGAAUGCUUACGGAGGGUUUCGAAUUGGCCAGAGCCAAGACAAUCGAGGUUCUGGAUUCUCUGAAAAUUCCCAUCGAGCCCACCAGAGAAGGGCUUAUGGAUGUAGCCAGGACAUCACUGAGGACCAAAAUUCAUCCUAGCCUUGCCGAUAAGCUUACCGAAGUUUGCGUUGACGCAGUUUUGGCCAUUAGACAGGAUGAACAGCCUGCCGAUUUGCACAUGGUCGAGAUAAUGGAAAUGCAACACCGAACUGCAGCUGAUACUACCUUAGUUAGAGGAAUCGUCAUGGAUCAUGGCUCCAGGCAUCCGGAUAUGCCAAAGCGUGUCGAAAAUGCUUAUAUUUUGACCUGCAAUGUCAGUUUGGAAUACGAAAAAAGCGAGGUGAACAGCGGCUUCUUUUACAAAACAGCUGAGGAGCGUGAGAAACUCUUGGCGGCAGAGCGUGAAUUUAUUGAAAAUCGUGUGAAGAAGAUAAUUGCACUGAAGAAAAAACUUUGUGAUGGAACAGACAAGUCGUUCGUCAUAAUCAACCAGAAAGGAAUCGAUCCCCCGUCUUUGGACAUGCUUGCCAAAGAAAAUAUCGUAGCAUUACGUCGUGCUAAGCGCAGAAAUAUGGAACGCUUGGGGCUUGCCUGUGGUGGUUCCGCCAUGAAUUCCGUCGACGAUUUAGUCGAAGAAAAUCUGGGUUGGGCCGGGCUUGUCUACGAACAUGUUCUGGGUGAAACAAAGUACACCUUCGUAGAAGAUUGUAAGAAGCCAACGUCUGUAACGAUUCUUUUGAAAGGUCCCAAUAAGUACACUAUUACCCAGCUGAAAGACGCCGUUCGUGAUGGCCUGAGGGCAAUUAACAAUGCGAUCAACGAUCGCGCCGUUGUUCCUGGUGCCGGUGCCGUUGAGGUAGCUGCCAGUCGGGCCCUUCAUGCCUACAAAGAGCAAGUGAAGGGCAAGCAACGACUCGGCGUACAAGCCUAUGCAGAGGCUUUGCUCGUCAUUCCUAAAACACUAGCUGUGAACAGUGGGUUUGACUCGCAAGACACUAUUGUAAAGCUGUUGGAAGAAUCCACUGCACUUGGCGAAGCAGUCGGACUGGAUGUGACGACUGGUGAAGCUCUCAAACCUGCGGAUGCCGGAAUUUACGAUAAUUAUGUCGUUAAAAAACAAAUUAUCAAUUCCUGUACUGUUAUCGCUAGCAACCUUCUGCUUGUUGACGAGAUAAUGAGAGCGGGAAUGUCUUCGUUGAAAGGAUAAACACUGUGAAACUCCUUGAAAAACUAUAAUUUAUCUCCGCAAAUGCAUUAGCUUAAAAGAUAAUUACUUGUCAUUGACUUUACACAUAAUUUUUGUUUCUUCACGCGUUUCCAUGUAUCGAAUUUAGGCGUACUACGACAAUUUGUUACUUAUUACGCUUGCAAAUAAUGGACUAACAUUUCUUAC